UAGGACACAAGUUGUUUGCACUACAAAAAAUAUAGGUUAUGUACACGAAGGCAGAAGCUAUUUUAAUAGCAUGAUGGCAGUAUACAUUUAGAAGUACACUCGAGGAAAUAAAUUGUACACGAUGCAAUGUAAAAUAGACCUAAAUAGGACCAGAACAUGUGCUGAGAAAGUAAAUAAGAUUUCAAGUUUGUUAACUCGCGUAUAGAACUAAUUUUUAAAACUGGAUAUCCAAGUCAUUUAAAAACUACGAAGAAGGAACAGAGUGCAGCAUCAUCGUCGAGUUGACCCCUCCUCCACCGGCUACCUAGGGCAUGUAGAUAGAUAGCCGGAGAGCUCCUAACGAAGAACCCCUAGCGCUAUGGCUUCUUCUUUCAGCUCUGGUCCCAUCGUCGACGCCCCUGUCCCAGAAAAAACAAUGAAAAUUCGAUCUCUCUUCCUUCUUUUGAGUCGGCGCGCCGGCGCUGUGAGAUUCCAGAUUUUUUGUGGGUAUGGGCCGUAUGGCCGUAUGAGUGCUCGUCUGCCAAGCUGGGAAGUUCUCCGGCCACAGUUCCGCCAUUUUCGUUGCAAACAAAAAGUAAGUCGUUCGAGAUCCCUCAGCCUAAUGCUUCCUCUGCGACAUGGUGCUUCUGUGAAAAUAUUUUGGCCCGACGAUUCAAUUUUGUGUGUAUUCCACAGUUUCCACUCCACUACUUCUCACAAUUGAUUUUAAUGUAUCUGUGAUUUUUUACUAUGGAAAUUCCCCUAUUUCUCACGAUGAUGGCUUGACGAUUCAUUAUUUUUGUUUAUUACACUACGACCCACAAUUUGUUUUUUUAAUGUGGCCUGGUGAUUCAUUUUUAAUGUGUACUUAAAGUGGCUUGGUGAUUAU
Molecule: messenger RNA, 868 nt
Organism: Cuscuta europaea
Lineage: Eukaryota; Viridiplantae; Streptophyta; Magnoliopsida; Solanales; Convolvulaceae
Source: the annotation of a GenBank genome assembly